Molecule: messenger RNA, 6120 nt
Organism: Musca domestica (house fly)
Lineage: Eukaryota; Metazoa; Arthropoda; Insecta; Diptera; Muscidae
Gene: Naus
Product: CTTNBP2 N-terminal-like protein
Exons: 4
Coding region: 433-2265 (610 amino acids)
Source: RefSeq, a predicted model, not a curated record
UCCAUUCAUUCCACGAAAAAAUUUUGACAGUUCAAGCAGAGAAAAAAAAAUAACAAAGAACGAACGAAAAAAAUUCGGGAUAGGAUAUUUUCGACCAUUUUAAUCAAUUUAUUUGAAGAAAUCUACAAAAUUAAUUUUUCUAACAUAAAACCGACAAAGAGGAUAACGGAAAUGUUGCAUUCAUAGUGAAGACGUCACAUUUCAUUUAGUUUAUUUUGUGAUUUACAACUUCCGAACUGGGUUGUGCACGCACAUACAAACUUACAAUAUUAUAUACACUCGGAGCGCGACACGACAAGGAAGAAGAGAAAGAGAAACAGAAAAGAAAAAAUACCGACAAUAUUCAUGUAAUUGAAAAGGGGGCUUUGUAACAGAGCCGUUCUACAGAGAAAAAGGAUUUGUUCUACUUCUUUUUGAGGGAAGAAAAAGAAAAUGGAACAAAAUGCCAAUGAUCCGUUCGCAUCGGAAAACAGUGGUACGGCCCGAUUUAUAGGCGGCGGUGCAGCCACAGACCACUCCCUAGACAAUGGCUUGCCUGGCAGCUCCGGAGGACUGGGCGCUAAUACAGCUGGUACUGUAAGUGCUGCCCAUGAAUUUCAAACCAUUAAACCCGGCCUCAGCAGCGGCCUUAAACCAGCCGGACGAACUGAAAUUCCACACAGUGAAUUGGUCAAGAUGUUAUACUAUUUGGAAGGUGAACUGCAAGCCCGCGAUGUGGUUAUUGCCGCAUUGCGCAAUGAACGGGUUAAACAGUACAUUUCACAGCUCAAAGUGAAAAGGCUUCAGCCCAACGACCCCCAUGCGGCUAUAUUCCGUGACAAAAUUGCCCUAUCUGGCAAUCUGAUAUCACGGGAAUCCUCAACACAGGCUGCCCAAGCCGAAAUGGAAGUGCGUCAGAUAAUCGAACAGCAAAUGGAACAACAAUAUCAAAUGGUUAGCAAGCAAAGGGCCACACAUUUGCGUAUGGUUAGCAUACUCACCGAAUCGUUGGAGAACAAUCAACGUAUGCUGCAGGAACUGGAGGAGGAGAAACGCAAACAUGAACAUGAUACAGCUCAGGGUGAUGAUAUUACAUACGGUUUAGAAUUGGAACGUACCAAGCUGAGGCAAGAGCUAGAGGAGGAACGUGAAAAAGUGAAAAAGAUGGAGAAAGAUUUGAAAAAGUUACAAGAAACGCUGGACUUUGAGAGGAAUCGUCAGAAGCAAAUUGUGUUGCUGCUCAUUGCCGAACGAAAGAAAAUCAUGAUGAAGUAUAUCGAGGAGGGCAAACGUUCUGAAGAUCUGGCCCAAAUAUUGGCAGAGGAAAAGCAACGUUCCGACACCAUUGCCGAGGGCUUGGAGGAAGAAAGUAAAAAAUCUCUACGCAUGGAAGAGGAGUUGGAGAAACAGCAGGCAGCUUUUGAACAAGAACGUAAAAUACUCAAAUCCAAUUUGGCUAAAGAGGAAUUGAGGGUCAAAGAAUUGGAACAAGAGCUGCUGGCAUUGCGUGCCGAAAAUGAGGCUUUGAAAAAACAUCAACAACAAUUGCAACAAAAUGCAGCUUUAGCUGGCGGCAGUAGUGCCGCCAAGUCACGGGCUUUUAGUGCAGAAGAUGGAUGUGCCACAUCUAUGGUUAAUAUAGCAAAAAUUGUACAACCCACGGCUACGGUGUCUAGUGUCCCGGUAUCAGGUCCCACCACAGGUAUAGCACGAUCUCUUGCGCCAGGACAAAAUCUACGUACGGGUGUAGCAACAGCUCCUACUAUAACACCUUUACCUCAAAUGGCCACGGUGGUUUCCCAGCAACAACAACCGUCAUCAGCAUCGGCAUCACCAUCUUCAGCAUCGUCGGCAGCCGUGGCACCCUUAUCAUCCUUGGCGACCACAACAAGUGGUGAAACAAUGUUACCACCCUCACCGCUAACUUUAAAUCCUGUCAUACCCUCGCCAGUGGUUGCAGCUGCUGUGGCGCCACCAUCACCUUCACCUAAAAUGCAGCCUACCGCCACAAUACAAAGGGCACCAGGUGGAAAAUACUCUGCCCUGGCUGCCGCCGCUGCAGCUGGUCAUUCUCUGGAUCAAGCGCCUCCACCACAUCCGGUGCCCAUAGCCGUGCCGCCAGUUACAGUGCCACCAUCAGGGGCCCGUGGUGCACCACCACCCAUACCUCCUAAUAAACCCAUAGUACCACCAAAACGGGAGCCGUCGCUAUCACGUUUGGGUUCCAUAACUGGUGCUGCUGCUGCCGCGGCCGCUGCUGCAGCUGCCAAUGCAAAAAUUAAUUAAUUCAAUAGGAAAAGGAAUCACCGAACCAGGAAAACAGCAGCAACAACAACAAAAGAAAAUCAUUUCCCAAGGCAGUCAAGGAUCCGAGUUUUAAUCGGUUAGAACCUGUCAGCUCCAGAUCGACAUAACAAAGCAAGUUAGAAAAAAAUAUAUAGAGUAGAGUCGCAAAACCUAAGAAACCCAUCAACAACAACUACAAUAAUACUCUCUUAAAUUACUUUAUACACAUAUAUAUAUAUAAAUACAACAACAACAACAUACCUACAUAUAUUUGAUGAUCAGAUGAGAUGUUGAUCACGAUGACGAUGAUGAUGAAAAUACGUACGUAUACAUACAUAUAUAUAUACAAUUUAGAAAACUUGAAAAUUAUUCCAAAAUUUUGAAAACAAAACAAAAAAAGUAACGACAUAAAAUCCAAGAAGAAUAUCAUUCGAAUACCACAAAAGUAAUCUCAAAACAAUACAUCAAGGUACUGAUUUUCUUUUUCAUCACUCCCAUUCAAUAGCAUUUUGGAAGACAAGCAGAUGAAAGUUGAUGCAGGCCUGAAAAAUGGCUUUCAAACAUAUUUUGUGAGAAGAAGAUUCAUUUGGAAGGUUUAUACGACUUUUCAACGUCUACCAACAGAAAAGGAUUGAACCUUUGGAAGAAAAUGUCAACCAUGAAAAUCCAAUUUAGAAAAAAUACUUUAAGAGGUCCUGCUACAAAUCUUCCGUUUAUAAAUACUCUUUUUGAAAGAAAAUCAUUAUUGAAGAUUUUUGAAUGGUUUCCUACCUGAAAGACCUUUUAAAAAUAGACAAAGACAUGUCCUGCAGACAAAGAAGAUUUAAAAAAAUUGCCCAGAGUAGCCUUUUUUGAAUAAAAUGUCCAAUUUUUUUUUAAAGGAAUUGAAGACAUUUUGGAAAGUUUACGGUCUUUGUAAGAAAAAGAUUUUUUUUUUUUGAAGGUUUAGACGACUUUUCGACGUCGACAAAUAGAAUAUGGAUGCAUUUUUGGAGGGAAAUUUCAACCAUGAAAAUCCUAAAAAUAUAUAUUCUAUUUAGAAAAAAUACUUUAAAAGGUCCCCCUACAAAUCUUCCGUCUACAAAUGCUCUUUUUCCAUGUUCUGCCCAACAAAGAUAAUUAAAAAAACAAUUGCCCAGAAUAGUCUUUCUGAAAAAAUCCAAAACUUUGUAAAAGAAUAGAAGUUUACAGCCUGCAGAAAAAAGUUAAUAUGUUUUUUCAGCUCUUCGAAAAGGCCUUUUUAAGGAGCUUCAGUCUACCACAAAUUUUUCUAGAAUAGAAUUUUUGAAAAGCUAUAGACCAUUAAAGUAAAUUUUUUUAACAAAAAGAAAAUUUCGUCAAGAACCUUUUUUAAAGAUCUCCUUUCUAUGGAAGAUUUCUUGAAUAGUUUUUUGUCCAUGGAAGAUAAGUGUGAAUGGCCACCGCCCUUCUUUCUAAAGGUUUUAAAAUUUCAUACUUCAAAGUCAACCUAAACUCCAAAAAAGGUCUUAAAAACAAAUGAAUCUUUCAGAGAAACCUUUUCAAAUUCGACUUUUUAAAAGGUUUUUUUUUUACCCUCAGCCAUAUGGCUAGAGAGGGUAUAUAUCAUUUAAUACGUCCAAAACGUGUCUCAUCGAAAUAACGAUUUUAGAACCUAGGUCUCUUUGGACCAAAUCCGUUUCAGGACAUUUGGAGUCGAUCUAGCGCUAUCCGUCCGUCCGUCUGUCUAGCUGGUGCGCACGAUAACUCUCGAAGAGAGUAUCCUCCUUGAGUUAACUCCUUGAAAAGGCCUUUUUAAGAAGUUUCAGUCUACCACAAAUUUGUCCAGAGUAUAAGUUUGAAAAAAACUAUAGACCAUUAAAGUAUAUUUAAAAAAACAAUAGAAAACUUCGUAAAUUAUUAACUAAAGAACCAUUUUGACAGAUCUCCUUCCCAUGGAGAAUUUUUUGAAUAGUUUUUUGUCCAUGGAAGAUCAGCAUGAAUGACCUACUGCCCUUCUUUCUGAAACAGUUUUAGACUGUAGGUCUCUUUGGACCAAAUUCGUUUCAGGACAUUUAGAGUCGAUCUAGCGAUGUCCGUUCGCCCGUAUAUCCGUCUGUCUGGCUGGCUGGAGCGCACGAUAACUCUCGAAGGGAGCAUCCGAUUUGAUACAAACUCAGUACAUCGUAAUAUUAUUGUCAAACUUAGAUCGUGUUAAGAGGUGGGCAAUAUAGGUCUACUCCUUUUGGUACCUCCCCCACAAAAUGUCAAUAUUUUCAAAACAAAAAGAAUUUACAGCACAGAAGAAGAAAGGAUAUACAGAUUUUGCUCCAUCUUUGCAAAUCCUAAUAUUUGCAUCAGUGCUAGGUCAGAUGCGAAAAUGGACAAUAUUGGGACACUCCAUCCAGUAUCUCCCCCACAAAGGGUCAAAUUUUUAAAUAAUUAUAACUUUUAUAAAAUGUGAUGCAAGUGUGCGAUUGCCUUCAAAUAACACACAUCACAAUAUUUUUAUUAAACCAAGGUCUGGUGUGAAGAUGGCAUAUAUCGGUCUACUCUUUCUGGUACCUUUCCCACGUAAAACACGAAACAAACAUUCGAUUCCAUUCAGACUUCGUACAUCCGAGUAUUUCCAUUAACACAAGGUCUGUUAUAAAGACGGUAGAGAUUCGACCAUUUCUUCUGGUACCUCCCCCAUAAAGGGUCAACCUUUUGAAUAACCAAAAACGAUCAUAAAUUUUGAUGAUUUUAUCUACAUUAUUCACCGAAUUUUUUAUUCAAGUUUCUCAUUUGAAUAUUGUAACGGCUUAAGACAAAAGUUGCCUAUGCAGGUCCACGUCGUCGUAUAGACCCUAAUAUAACGGCUACAUUCGGUAUUUUUAAGAUUUUAACAGAAUUUUUAACGGAUUUUAUUUUUUGAAAUUGCCAAAAUCGUUCCAAAUGCUGGAGGGUAUUCAUAGCCGAAUUUUCUGCUUUUUUACCUGUUAAUUCUGACUUUUGAUAAUGUUUUUUUUUUUUUUUGUGAAUUUUACCCUAACCAUCUUCUAUCGUGCAAAAAAUAAUAUACAUUAAAGACAUGGCGUUGCUUGCUUGUCUGAAACAAUGAAUCUCUUAAGAAACAUAGCAAUUUUCAUGUACUUCCAAAUUAGAUUCAACCUAACCCCAAAAUACGGUUAAAAACAAAUGAAUCUCCUAAUAAUUAGAAAACCCUUUCAAAAAUCUUAUUUUUUUUUUUUGAAACCUCAUUUGGAGGAACUUAAAAAAUUAUUUUUUAGAAUUCUACCCUCAUAAGGACUUCCAAACAUCUUCUAAUCUGAAAAAACUCUGUCCAUUAAAAACAGACCUUGUUUUCUGGUUUGAAACUAUGAAUCUCUUAAAAAAUAUAGUAAUUCUCAUGUACUUUCAAAUUUUAGACUCCAAAUUCAUCCUAACCCACUAAAAGGGUUUUAGAAACAAAUGAAUCUCUUGACAAACAAAAAUUUCUCUUUUCAAAAUGUGUCUCCUCUUCCAAAUGUUACGAAGGAAAACUCUUAAGAAAAACCCCAGUACAAGUUGGUGUAUUGUAAUAUGUAAAUUUUAAAAAUGUUUUUCCUUUUCAAUUUUAAUUUGCAAUUAUUUUUAUUUUUUCAUUAUUUUACCACACAAAAAAAAACAACUGUAUUAUGAAUUGCUAAUUUAUAUAACUCCAUCUUUAAGUAUUAUAUUAUUCUAUACAUAUAUAAUUAUUUUUUUAAAGCAGCUAUCUUUUAGAAUGUUUUUUUUUUAUAAUUUAGCCAUAAGCUGCCUAUGUGAACGCUAUUGUGUUUUUUUAAGUAUAAUAGAUUUGAUGCGUAAGCGAAAAGAAUUAAAAAGUGUGUGUGUUAUUUUACAAUAAACUAUGGCUUGACGAUCCACCAGUAA